UUCCCGAGCAGCAGUAGCAGCAGCCACGGCCUAACAAUGGCGGUGAUGCUGGUCGAGUGUUAGCGCCCCUUUUGACACGAUUUUACCCCCCGAGUGCCGCCCUUGAUGGCGACCUCCCUGUGUCAAGUGCAUUAGUGACAUUCCCGAGUUGUUUCGCGGCGGACUGGCCCACGGAGAGCCGCCAUGGUCAAGUGAAAUCGGCCCUCCAGAGUGAAUGGAUCAACAUGCUCAGUGGAAAUGCGGACGCGGGAAUGACGAGUAUUCCGCAAAAAGUGCAUCGAGGACUGCACGCGGGUCUCAUCAUAUCAGCGCCAAGUCCGUACGCCCGAACCUCGGCGUCUCCGACCCGAAAUAAGGCGCCGGACCUGUCCUCGUGGUUGGCCUUUCGUCGAACUUCCCAACCAAAGUUACCUGAGAGGGAGAAAGAGGGCUGGAAACAGGGCACUUGGCAGUCCGUCGAGGAGUACAACCUGGACGAUACAAGCAUGGCAAGCAUUUCCAGUUUGUACGAGGCAGGGACGUCGUCGUCGCCAAAGUACCAAGUGUCCCAACACAGCAACCUCGUCAAAGGCAUCAGAGCGGUCAACAUUAUGGACACGCUCUCUCAGUUGGCAGGCUCGGAAGCUCUCGCCUCCACUCCACCCCAACACAAGAUGCGCUACAAAGUUCUUCCGGCCACCCCUGCUUCGCCUCCAAUCAACAGCAAUCCUUCGAGGAUCAAAUCUCGCGGACGAACUCCUGAUUGGAUCAAAAGGAUAUUUGAUUAUGCCAAGCGAGGCCAACUGGAACAACUGAGAACCUCGCUCAAAGACAUGGAAGCCACUUUAGUGAGAAACCUCUCAGAUCACCACGGCAACAAUUUAUUGCACAUUCUUGCCUGCCAAGGCUACGAGAGUGCUCUUGCCUGGCUGUGUUCUUCAUUGAUGGGAGCACAGUCACAGCUUGAGGGCGCUCUAGCGGACGAAAAUAGGUCUGGCCUGACUCCAGUUGCCUGUGCUGUCAAGUAUGGCCACUCGAACUGUGUAGAAUGGCUGGUGACGAACACCAAGAUGCGAGAGAAAUUGUCCUCAAAGGAUGGUGAGAGAUGCCUGCUCCACAUUGCAGCCAAGUACAAUCAGGUGUCGGUUCUGCAGUGGCUAGUCAAUGCCAUGAAAGUUCGGGAAAUUGACCUGGACCAAAGGGAUCACUGUGGUGACACACCGCUACAUUUGGCAUCCAGAGCUGGAGGUCUUGAAACUUGCAGGAUUCUUUUAUCGAAUGGAUCGAAUGUGUCGUCUAAGAACGAUCUUGGCCUCAAAGCAUCUGACAUUGCGAUGGCUGCUGGACAUGCUCCUGUUCAACACUACUUAAACCUUUUUGAAAGCUCCCUCUGUAUGGCUGGAGAAAUGUCACAAAUGAAAAGCACAGUGGACUCCUUGAGAGAAGAAAACGGAGCGCUCAAAGGAUACUUCAAGGAUGUCCUCAGCAUUGGUAAGAGACUAGCCAAAGAAAGGGAUGAAAUGUGUAGGGACACUUUCGGGAAGCUACAAAAAAUCGCCGGUCUGGCUGUGCACGAAAAGGUGGCAUCAGUACUAACCGAGCUGAUGGAAGAAAAUAAAAUUCUGCGAGAGAGGCUCAAGGUGCCGUCGUCACACUCGCCUGCGGCGGAUUUAGCCAAGUCUUAUUUGCAACAAUCUGGCUCAAUGUCGGGAGUAAAAUCAAGUGAUUUGAUCAGCGGUCAGUGGAAGGGCCUGCUGGUGUCUGGUCUGGCUGACAUGGAGCAUCGAUUACUCAUUGCUGAAGAGGGGUGGCGCAAACUGUCCAGUCAGCCCACUUUGGAGCAAACAACAAUUACCUCAGAUAGAAAGCCACUAGACAACUUAAUGUAUCACAUUGAACAGCUAGAAGGACAGCAGAAGCUGUUAGCCAAUGCAAGCUUUACCUUUGGAUCAGAGGCGCGGAGUUUGUCGUCCUCGGAGUCCAGUCUGGACACCCUUCUUUCCCUCCCGACUAGUUCAGAUAAUAUCUACAGCCAGCUUUUGGAUAGGAAAACUCCUCCUCGUGUAAAUAAUCAGCACAAGCCGCCACCGCCGCCAACAAGCAGGCGAGAAAGCAGGGACGAACUCAAGAGACGACUGCAGCAGAUGGUUUUGACGUCUGAAAGCGGAAACGCAAGUGUCCUUGAAGUCAUCGAACCGACGACCAGCGAGUCUGAGGAGGAGCGUGCUGACAAGUCUCGAAUGCCCUUUCUCGCCACCUCAUCCCCAAGACUGAAGGCUCUGAGUAUGUCUUUGGAGGAUGAGCUGGAAAAAAUUCAAGAGCCAAGAAGGGAGCCUCGGUCGGCCCACCGUCGGCGUUGCUUGAGUGUCCAAAACCUGCUGGACACCGAGGAGAUUGAAGUUCGCAUUCCGGACAACCAACCCGACCUUUUGAUUGGCACAGUCAGCAUGGACGAAACAGGCGACGAAGACAUCUUGUCCGACCAGCACACUUCGACGCCGACUCGGAGUCACAAGAAGCGGACAUUUCUGCAGAAAAUAACCAUGAAAGCGGGCUGGUCGACCUCAAAGCGGAAAGCAGGGUUUUACAAAAGUGCUCAAAAAGUGCAUGAGAUCACUCCGGACGACUUCAAGGAGACGUACAUGAGUCGAAGCAUCAACACGGACAGUCCGGUUCACUCGUUAAGUCCGAGCCAACACGAGUCCGGCGAGGAGACUACCUCUUUGCGAGUCAGGUCAAGUGGUUCCAGUUCCUCAAACGAAUUGCACUGCCAGAAAAGCGACAAGACCAGUUUAAAGAGGCAGACGCCGCUCGAAAUUAAAAGAGAGGUUUCUGAGCAGGUAGAAAAGGAACUGACCCAGUUGCCUGCCGAGCCCGUCCCUGAGACCGAACCAAGUGCUCAGGAGGAACCACCGCCACCGAUCCCACCUAGUUCGCCUCCCAGCACAAGAAGGUUGGUGAAGAAGGCGCUGGCGGACAUCAAGUCUGGACACCUGCAGCACCACAUCGAGUCCAUGAGUGUGACGACCUCUGAAGAUUCUGGCUUUGUGGCGCGGCCAAGUUCCUCGGCGUCCAAGUCGGACUCGCUCCUCUCGUCGCGGCCAGACUCCAGCUCGUCCAGUCUCUUCAAGGGCUUCACCAUGCGCCUUGUUGCAACAGAGCUGGCCAGUGUGAAUGGUCGGAUAUCGCCCGCACCUUCGGAUUUCUCCAAGGCCGACAGUACGCGGAUGUUGGGAAAAAUUGAGGAAAUCGGACUCUGCAAGGACGAAAGUGAGACGGCUUUGACUGGAAGAUACCAAAAGGAAAAGAAAAAUGCCCCACGGGUUCCAAUUGAAAAAGAGAAGAAUGUAAAGGAAGCAAAGAUUAUUUCGGAAAAGUCCGCAACUGAACAAUCCAGUAAGAAGCGGAGCGAGAGAGCAUGGUAUGACUUAUCAGAUGAGGAGCCAGAUCUGUUGACGUCAGCCACGAUGCUGAGCACUGCUCGUUCAUCGAGCGACGAAGAAGUCAAUGCGUAACUCGGAAGUGGAUUUUCUUUAACGAAAAUUUCAAGAACUUUGAUGCCAUAUAUAUAAAAUUUUCAGCACUAUUAUUAACUGCUUUCUAGAGCUAAGUCAAUUCUAAAAUUUUAAUUAUUGUUACAAUCGAACUGAUCUUUUGGUCUGCUUUCAAAUAUUUAAGACGGCAGUUUACCACAAAAUCAAUUUUCUCUGAUCCAAAUAUAUCGUUGAUAUAAGUGACCUUGACCUAAUGGCCUUUAGAUGGCAGAUAUUGCACUAAUCUAAUAAUUAGGAUGGUUCAUAGAAAUUUGUGAUACUUUUAUAUAACUGAUGACUGCCCAAAAGAACAAAAAUAGUGCCGAAAAAAAAUUUGAAAGGAAUGAUUAUGAUUAAAGGGUUGACUUAGUUUUUUAAAGCGGUUUCAACUAGUAUAUUGAUUAUAAGGAUUGAAAUAAUGCCAUAUUUUCUGAAACUCAGAAAUAAAAUGAAAACAAUGAGACUAUCGACAGUGGUCCAGUUUGGGUUGUGACGCAGGAUUCACAAAAAAAUUUAAAACGUUGAAGGAGAAGCAGAGUUUUCCGUAACAGAAUUUAUAUAUAUGUGAAUGUAGCAUAGCUUGAUAAUUUAGCUAAAGUACACACUCAGGAAUCAAUUAUAUUAAGUUUCUAUAAUAUAAAGUUGAACUGCGGCUUGUCACUAUAUGACCUGUAUCUGAAUUAUGGUUAGUAAGAUAGGUCAAGCAAGACAGUAAAAAUAAUUAUGAUAAUUAUAUUAUUUAAAGGUUUUUAAAAAUCACAAGUUGCUAUGGUUCAGUAUUUUGUUUAAAAGUGCAGGAGGUCCUGGAACGCAAGUGCUGUCUGUGUUUCACAAUUUUAAAUUUUUAUGUUUUUGCCACCUCUAACAGAAAAUUGCUCACAAUCAGCCAAGGUUUACAAAAACAGCAGCACUUGUAUCCAAGGGUCAGUUGUGGACUUUUUUUAAAUUAUUUAUUCUUUUUUACGUAUGAAUAUUACCGUUUUAAUUUGGAAUGAUGGAUAUUUUGAAUUAUAAUUAAUACCAUGUUGUUAAAUCUCUUCUCAUCUGUCUCUUUUGAAUAAAACAAUCUUGAAUGCAGACACGCAUUUA
Molecule: messenger RNA, 4601 nt
Organism: Neocloeon triangulifer
Lineage: Eukaryota; Metazoa; Arthropoda; Insecta; Ephemeroptera; Baetidae
Exons: 10
Coding region: 225-3494 (1089 amino acids)
Molecular function (GO): ubiquitin protein ligase binding
Source: RefSeq, a predicted model, not a curated record